AGCUGGCAUUCCCGCGAUCGACGUUGAUGCAUGAUGCGCGUCUCGCCAUCACGUGGCGACGUGUAGACGCGUCCGCCAGGCCUCUCCCUGAGGCGACCUCCUCCUCCUGCUCUUGCCCCUUUCCCCCCUUCGUACGGUAACACAGUGCAUACGCACUAAUGCCAAUUGGGGAUACACACGCUGCGAUCUCUCAGGUCAAGGACCUCAUCGGCCGACUGCAGUCCCCCGUCGCAGACCUCUCUGUUCUGCUGCACCUGCUCGCGGCUCCUCUCGGUUGUAUCGGCCUCCUCCCUCCGCGCUACCAGAAAUACGAUGUCGAACCUCUCCCAAAAGAUAGCCUCAACCUACCGCGGCACGUACCGCUCCUUCAGCGUGCCUUGAUAGAGCACGUAGUCCCUACCUGGGAGGCUGCGCUGGUCGAGGAAGAUUGCUAUGAUCUCGUGGAACAAUACUUCUGUCCAGACGCGAUGUCGUUCGCGUCUAGUGCUGCGGGGCAGGCGGCUUUGCUUGCGUACUCUACGAUCCUGUCUUCUCCAAUUCACGACUCCUCGAUCCGCCUUCUAGUGAAGCUGUGCCGUGCGUAUCCGAUCGACGUUUUGCACUCUGUCGUCUUCUCGAGCAAGGGAAAACUUAACGAGGUGGCAUGGGAGGAUUGCGUACGCAACAUCAUCGCUUUACCAGUCAAAGUCGCAAACGUCCUGGGUGCAAGAGGUGGCAUACCUGCCUCGCUCCAAUUUGACACCUACUUCAACAAUGUGAGUCUGCGCUGCGAACGCCUCAUAUACACCCUGUCCAGCGACUCCUCACGAGGAGACACGUCUUCCGUGAACUAUCUCCUCACCAAGCUCGUGAAUGUCGGCGUCUUCAGUGCUUCCAAGGCCGCUCUGUCACAACCGUCUUUCUUCGAAAUUACACUCUCCACCAUCCGACAUCGCCUUUCAGACCAAAACGGUACAUAUGUAGUCUACUGGAGAAAGACGCUGUCCUCGUUCUCAUCAUCCCUCACUUUGCAUUCCGUGCUGACAGCACUCUUCUCGUCCCUACCGGACGUACCCGAUCGACUCGAUACUCGCCCAACCACUCGUGCAUCGGUGAAGCGCGAGGCCGUUCUUCUAAAAGAGCUGGUGGGGAGGCCGACAAAAGACAAUAUAGAUAUCUUGGAUGCUGUCAACGCCAUCGCUCUCAGCAGAGAUUGGAACGAAGCCCAUGCCCGUAUCUUCGCCUGUUGGUUCUGUGGUGCGCAAAAGGGCUGGUCAGACAAAGAAGUGCUGGAUGUCGUUUUGUGGAAAGUGGUCGAUGUGUGGACUGAUGUGUAUCACAUCAAACAUUCCCUACUGUCUCGACACCGAUAUGUCACCGCACUGCUCUUGCUCAUACUAGCUUCCUUCCGGUCCGACGCUGGUAGCUCCGCACCGUUUCAGACACUCGCGUUCCACCCUCCAUUCAUCACAGGCGUGUCUAUUUACAUCGGGCACCUCGACCCGACCGUGCGCCGCUGCGGUAUGCUCGUCGCGGAGGAGGUCGCGCGCGGCGCGGGGAAGAAGCUCGACUUCGACGACUGGACGGGCGACCAGCACGGCCGCGACUGGUGUCGACGGCUUCGCGCGCUCCUCCAGGGACGUGACGCGGAUGCAGACGUCGACCGCGUGCUCGACGCCGAGGAUCACGACGCCAGUGGGAACGCGCGCACCCACGCUCCGAACUCGAACUUAGACGAGCACGCUGCGUCGUCGGGCCCCGCAAAACCAGGCAAAGUGGUCAUCCAGGACGUCGGCUACGACUCGGACGACUCUCUCACCGGGUACGCGUCCCCUGCUCCGUCAUCGCGCUCGGCGUCGCCCACCCCGUCGGAGCUCGCCGAGAUUGAGAAGGACCCGUCGCUGAAUGUCGGGAAGCAGAAGGUCGCGCGCCCGGUGUAUCUAGCGCAACUCGGAGAGAUGGUACGCAGUACGUCCGGGAUGCGCUCCGACCAAGAAGAGAUGGAGGCGCAGAAGAUCGAGGUGGCGUUGAACGUCGCCGAAGAGCUGAUUCGCCGCAAGAGGGCGUAUGGGACCGAGCUCGAGGAGAACGCUGUCAAUCUUACGUACGGCUUCCUUGCUCUCAAAGACAACUACGAUCUCGACGGUUUCGAUGAGAAGCGACAAGCCGUCCUGAACGCGUUGGUGGCGUCUUGUCCUCGCAAAGCUGCCCCAGCUUUGAUCGAGCAGUUCUUUCACAACCAGUAUUCGACCGAUCAGCGUUUCGUCAUCCUAAAUGCUCUCGCAGUAGGCACAGCAGAACUCGCCUCAUUCCCUCUCCCCUUGCCCUCCGCAACUGCCAGUCCCAAACGUAUAUUGUUCCCCAGCAAGCAGCUUCCGCCUGCUCUACACAAGAAGUACCUUACCGCCGCCGAUCGACACAAUGCAAAUGACCCGGUUCAGCUCCUGGUGGACGACAUCAGUCGCAAAGCGAUCGACAGCGGCAAGGAGGCCACCGCGGACAGGGUCCCUGAGAUCGUCCGCGAACGGCAUUUACGCAUCCGGAAACCUGCCAAAGUAGCGGAGGUGCCCCGGGGCGCUAUAACAACAAGACGCCUGCCUGGUGGGGUAAAUCACCCGACGGACACAACGUUCAAAGAGGUCGCGGCGGAGUGUUUCAUAUGCCCUCUGAUAAAUCGUUUCUGGCUGUUCCUGCGCGACCAGCAGACGCGGGAAGAACGCACGAUGCAUCAGCCGGCGCUCCAUCGCUAUCACGGAGCAGGGACGGGCCUCGUCCUCAGUGCGAUGGUGCUCGCACGGUUCUUGAGCACACUCGCGGUGCUCGUGCACGCCGCGAGGAAUGCCCCGGAAUGGCUGGCUGUCGUUGCACCGGAUGCGCUUGAAUUGGCUGUUACGCUCGGGACCAGGCCCGUCUCUGCCAUGGAAGGCGAGGACGAAGAUGAAGACGACUCCCAGGGACUGAGCGGUGAGGCGCGGAGGGGGAAAGGCAAAGAGGCAGCUGUAAUGAGCGCUGCUCUUGAACUCGCCCUGAUAACCCUGGAUGGCUGCAUGGACCUGGACGGUGGCCGCUCUCUAGGGCUGGACCACACUGCACUGCUGCUCGGCACAGGGGAGUGGGCAAAAGAUAUCUUCUCGAGCUUAGAUCAAGGGGAGAGGAUGCUCGGCGAAGGUGGAGAGCAGGAAGUUAGGCUCAGAAGGGCCGCAGCGGGGCUUGUGCUCAAAGUGGAAGAGCUAUCGUCCCGGUGGAGAAGGUCCAUGGUUGACGUGUAAUCUGGAUGUGAUGUAUUGUGGGACAGGUGCGCCCGUAGAUUAUUGCGCAGCUACAAUCUGUGCGACUGAUGAUUACGCCAGAUUGGGUUU
This is a messenger RNA of Rhodofomes roseus, 3338 nucleotides long. Its product is annotated as telomeric DNA binding protein. NCBI's taxonomy places the organism in Eukaryota, Fungi, Basidiomycota, Agaricomycetes, Polyporales, Fomitopsidaceae. Gene Ontology annotation, molecular function: Hsp90 protein binding; telomeric repeat DNA binding. The record is from RefSeq and is a predicted model, not a curated record. Gene Ontology annotation, cellular component: cytosol. Bases 159 to 3248 code for a protein of 1029 amino acids. The transcript is spliced from 6 exons. Gene Ontology annotation, biological process: telomere maintenance via telomerase; protein stabilization.